Aspergillus puulaauensis is the source of this 4062-nucleotide messenger RNA. RefSeq names its product putative ABC multidrug transporter. Gene Ontology annotation, cellular component: membrane. Lineage: Eukaryota; Fungi; Ascomycota; Eurotiomycetes; Eurotiales; Aspergillaceae. The record is from RefSeq and is a predicted model, not a curated record. The transcript is spliced from 15 exons. Bases 1 to 4062 code for a protein of 1353 amino acids. Gene Ontology annotation, biological process: transmembrane transport. Gene Ontology annotation, molecular function: ATP hydrolysis activity; ATP binding; ABC-type transporter activity.
AUGGAAACACCGUCAUCGUCCUCCGGGACUAUCGACCUGGAGCAAGGCGGCUCUGGGAUCUCGAAAAGGAUAACUCUUACGUUUCGAGACCUAAGUGUGCGCGUUAGGGCGGCCGAUGCGGCACUCGGGCAGACUCUAUUGUCUGUGGCCGAUCCAAGGCAGUUGGUUGAUGUCUUUCGGAAGGAUAACACGCCGAAGAGGACGAUUCUCAAAGAGCUGACAGGCCAAGUGCGACCAGGGGAAAUGAUGCUUGUUCUCGGCCGACCAGGAUCAGGAUGUACAUCGUUCCUGCGGGUUCUAUCAAACGACAGAGGCUCCUUUGACAAAGUGGAAGGCGAAACAUGGUAUGGGAACAUGGACUCGGACGCGGCAAAGAAAUACCGACAGCAGAUCAUGUUCAAUACCGAGGAUGAUGUGCAUUUCCCUACUUUGACGGUGAACCGGACGAUGAAGUUUGCGCUGCGGAAUAAGAUACCCCAAGGCCGGCAGGAUGGUAUUGGCAAGAAGGAGUUUGUUCAGCAGCACCGCGACGGCAUCCUGGAUUCCCUGGGUAUCCCGCACACGAAGAAAACAUUGGUGGGAAACGAGUUUGUUCGUGGAGUUUCCGGCGGAGAGAGGAAGCGAGUGUCACUGGCUGAGCUUAUGGCUGGUCAGAGUCCCGUCCAAUUCUGGGACAACCCAACUCGUGGCCUCGAUUCAAAAACGGCCUACGAGUUUGCGAGAAUGCUCCGACGAGAAGCCGACGAGAACAGCAAAACUAUGGUGGCCACCAUGUACCAAGCUGGUAACGACAUAUAUAACCAAUUUGACAAGAUUCUGGUCCUUGCCGAAGGGUUGGUCACUUACUACGGACCGCAGAGUCAAGCUCGGGCAUACUUUGAGGAACUGGGAUUCAUUUGUCCAAAGGGAGCCAACGUUGCAGACUUCUUGACCUCUGUUACUGUGCUUACGGAGCGAACUGUUGCCCCUGGAAUGGAGGAGAAAGUCCCUAAUACGCCUCAGGAGUUUGAAGCCCGUUACCGGGGAAGCUCGAUCUACCAAGAGGCCAUGGACUCCAUUGUUUGCCCCGAGAAAUUGGCAUCUGAAGAAGAAUACCUAGAAGCUGCAGUGCUUCGUGAAAAGAAGAGGCGACAUAUCCCUCGGCCUCAGAGUGUGUAUACAACUGGACUGUGGGACCAGGUUAUUGCCUGCGUCAUUCGACAAUUCCAAAUCAUGGCAGGCGACAAGCUCUCUCUUACCAUAAAAAUGGUAUCGUCGAUACUCCAGGCGCUGGUCUGCGGAAGUCUGUUCUACAACCUCAAGCUAGACAGCUCCUCCAUCUUCCUACGACCUGGUGUACUAUUCUUCCCAAUUCUAUAUUACCUCCUCGAGUCAAUGUCUGAGACUACGAGCUCCUUCAUGGGAAGGCCCAUUUUCUCUCGUCACAAGCGAUUCGGCUUCUAUCGACCAACCGCCUUUUGCAUUGCCAAUGCUGUAACAGAUAUCCCUAUAACUAUCUUGCAAGUUACCUGCUUCUCCCUGAUUCUGUACUUUAUGGCUGGGCUGCAAAUGGAUGCAGGAAAGUUCUUCACGUUCUGGAUCAUUGUCAUCGUGAACACCCUGUGCUGCAUGCAAAUGUUCCGGGCAGUGGGAGCCCUGUGCAAGAAAUUCGGACUGGCUUCUCAGAUAACUGGAUUUCUUUCAACUGUGGGCUUCGUAUAUGGAGGCUACCUGAUCCCCUUCCAGAAGAUGCACCCCUGGUUCCGCUGGAUCUUCUACCUGAACCCAUCAUCAUACGCCUUCGAAGCGCUGAUGGCAUCCGAAUUCACCGGCCUGCAGCUCGACUGCGUAGAACCGAACUACAUCCCAUACGGCCCCAGCUACCCAGACUCAGCCUCACAAUACCGGGGAUGUUCCGUCCCCGGAAGCAACGGCGACAUGAUAUCCGGAGCGGACUAUAUCAGCCAGCAGUACAGCUAUUCUAGCGGGCAUAUCUGGCGGUCAUUCGGCGUGAUUAUCGGAUUCUGGCUAUUCUUUAUUUUCCUGACCGCGCUUGGAUUUGAGCUUCGCAACAGCCAGUCUGGAUCGUCUGUGCUGCUAUACAAACGGGGGAGCACGCCGGGUGAGGCGAAACAGAGACCAGCCCAGACUGAUAAUACUAUGGCUCUGGCUCAAUCUGGCAAGCAGUCGACGUUUACAUGGAGUAACCUUGACUACCACGUUCCGUUCCACGGUCAGAAGAAGCAACUGUUGGAUCAGGUCUUUGGCUAUGUGAAGCCCGGAAACCUGGUGGCUUUGAUGGGAUGCUCGGGUGCAGGAAAGACAACACUUCUCGAUGUGUUGGCCCAACGUAAAGAUAGCGGCGAGGUGUACGGCUCUAUCCUCAUUGACGGACGACCACAGGGUAUCAGUUUCCAGAGGUUGACUGGGUACUGUGAGCAAAUGGAUGUGCAUGAGCGAACUGCAACUGUUCGCGAGGUACUGAUAUUCUCUGCGCUUCUUCGUCAACCGGCCAGUGUGCCUGAAGAGGAGAAGCUUGCUUAUGUCGAUCACAUUAUCGACCUGCUUGAGCUGUACGAUAUCCGUGACGCUCUUAUCGGAGUUCCUGGCGCUGGUCUGAGCAUUGAGCAGCGAAAGAGAGUAACCCUUGGUGUCGAGUUGGUUGCAAAGCCAACCCUGCUCUUUCUGGAUGAGCCGACUUCAGGUCUCGAUGGACAGUCAGCUUAUAACAUCAUUCGCUUCCUGAGAAAGCUGGUGGAUGGUGGACAAGCCGUUUUGUGCACGAUCCACCAACCUUCCGCUGUCCUAUUCGACGCAUUUGACUCCCUUCUUCUAUUAGCUAAAGGCGGGAAGAUGGCGUACUUUGGAGAGACUGGAAACGAAUCCCAGAAAGUGCUGGACUACUUUGCACAAAACGGAGCCCCAUGUCCUCCCGAUACGAAUCCGGCCGAGCACAUCGUCGAAGUUAUCCAAGGCAACGACAGCCAGAAGGUCGACUGGGUUGAUGUGUGGAACCGGUCAAGUGAACGUGAACGAACCAUCGGUGAACUGGAGGAGUUGAACCGCAUCAGCCAGGCGAAUCCCAGCGAAGAGGACAAGGCAAGUUUCGCUACCUCGAGAGGGUACCAGUUUAAGCUUGUCCUUCGCCGUCUCAUGAUCAAGUUGUGGAGAGAGCCGGACUACAUGUGGAACAAGAUCAUCCUGCAUAUCUUCGCAGCGUUAUUCAGCGGUUUCACCUUCUGGAAAAUGGGCAAUGGCACAUUCGACAUGCAGCUGCGACUGUUUGCUAUCUUCAACUUCAUCUUCGUCGCCCCAGGAUGCAUCAACCAAAUGCAGCCUUUCUUCCUGCAGAACCGCGACGUCUUCGAGACUCGAGAGAAGAAGUCCAAGACAUACCACUGGUUCGCCUUCAUCGCCGCACAGGCCGUCUCCGAGAUUCCGUACCUGAUUAUCUGCGCCACGCUGUACUUCGCCUGCUGGUAUUUUACAGCUGGCUUCCCAGUCGAAGCGAGCGUUUCUGGCCACGUCUACCUGCAAAUGAUCUUUUAUGAAUUCCUGUAUACAUCCAUCGGCCAGGCAAUCGCCGCCUACGCACCGAAUGAGUACUUUGCAGCAAUCAUGAACCCCAUUAUCCUCGGCGCAGGCAUGAUUUCCUUCUGCGGUGUCGUGGUGCCCUACGACGCUAUGCAGCCGUUCUGGAGAUACUGGAUGUACUACCUGGACCCAUUCACCUACCUCGUUGGCGGUCUCCUCACCGAGGUCCUGUGGGAUGUUAAAGUCGAGUGUAAUCCGUCUGAAUACCUCCAGUUCAGUGCACCUGCAGGCCAGUCCUGUGGUGACUACAUGUCUGACUUCCUGUCUGCGAACCCUGGGUAUCUCCUUGAUGCGAAUGCGACCGGGACGUGCUCGUUCUGCGAGUACUCGACUGGAGCGGAUUAUGCCAAGACCUUCAACAAGUUGGAGAGAUACUAUGGCUGGAGAGACACUGGUAUUACGGCGCUGUUCUGCAUCACGUCGUACAUGCUCGUGUUUGUGAUGAUGAAGCUGCGAUCGAAGAAGACCAAGGAAGCUCGAUCGGAGUGA